AUGGCUGAGUUGGGAAACAUCGAGAAAAUUGAAGCUGCCAGAGAUUUACUCAAGGCUAGCCUAGAGAAAUCUAAAGAAGUAGCUUCUUCAUUAGACGAAACAGGUUCAAGAUUGCAGGAGAUCAACGAAAGAUUACCAUCUUUGGAAGCCGAAGUUGGAUCAAUUCUUAUGCACAAGAGCACAUAUGUCGCUGUCAGGAACGAUAUUGACUGUGUUAUUGGCCCUGCUGCGGCAGUUCUGAGAGUCUACAAUGCUGUUUGUGAGCUUGACAGGACACUAUCCUUGUCUGACCCGCACACUGAUCUCUUCACUUACUUAUCUGUCAUGAAAAGACUUGAAGAAGGACUAAGAUUUCUUGCCAGCAACUGUGGGUUAGCCAUUCAGUGGUUGGAAGAUAUUCUUGAACCCCUGGAAAGCAUCUCUCCAUUUGCCAAUGCGAAUUACCUCUCAAAAUUGAACAAGUCUUUGAUCAUCUUAGAGGAGUUACAUGACACGGAGAGACGUGCCCGUCUUGACGGAGGGUCAUUUUCAGCUGCAUUAGACAAGCUUGAAAAUGAGUUUAGAAAGCUAUUAACAGAGAACACUGAUCUGAUUCCUAUUGAGCCCCCAUUAUCAUUUGUUGGUGAACAAGCCAUGCUGCUUUUGCCAGCUUCAGUGAUUAAAAAGCUUCAAAUCAUAAUUGAGCGGUUAAAGGCUAAUGAUCGACUUGGAAAGUGCAUACCAUUGUUUAUUGAAGUUCGAGCCGCAAAUGCUAGGAGGAGGUUAAAAGCUCUUGAUUUGGAUUAUCUUGAUAUGCCCUCAUCAGAGAUCGAUGAUAUGCAGACAAUAGAGACUUACAUUGAGCGGUGGGGCAAACACUUGGAGAUGGCUGUGAAACAUAUCUUUGAGGGCGAGUAUGAGCUCUGUACAUUAGUCUUUGAGAAGAUUGAAUCAGAUGUUAGGAUGGUUUGUUUUGCAAAUAUUGCUAUGGAGUCUGGAAUUGCUUCUUUCCUCCGAUUUGGAAAGGAAAUUACCAAUAUAAGAAAAGAUCCCAUGAAGCUCCUGAAGCUGUUGGGCAUCUUUAAAGUUCUGAACAAUCUGAGAUCGGACUUCAACCGGCUUUUUGGAAAUGCAGCUUGCUCAGAAAUUCAAGCCUUGACAAGGGAUCUUAUCAAGAAAGUUGUAGAUGGUGCGUGUGACAUCUUCUGGGAACUCCCCGUUCAAGUGGGAUUGCAGAGGCGACUUUCUCCUCCUUCAAAUGGUAGUGUCCCGAGACUCGUGAUAUUCAUGACUGACUAUUGUAAUCAACUUCUUGGUGAUGACUACAGGCCGACCUUGAUCGAGGUUCUGACAAUCCAUCAAAGAUGGAAACAAGAGACUUAUGAGGGGGAACUUCUUUCAAACCAGUUCUACAACAUAAUGAAGGAAAUCGGGAUAAAUUUGGAUGCGUGGUCAUUGGUUUAUGCAGACAAAUCGCUCUCCUACCUUUUCAUGAUGAAUAACCACUGCCACUUUUGCAACUUGAAAGGAACAAAGCUUGGAGAUAUAAUGGGAGAUUCUUGGUUAUCAGCACAUGAGCAAUACAAGGACUACUAUGCAGCCCUCUACUUGAAGGAGAGCUGGGAAAAGAUUUUGCCCCUUUUAAGCCGACCAAAAGGUUUGAUUUCGAUUAAUCCAGUUGUUAGAGAAGCUGAUCAGGAUUUCGACAAGAAAAGGCUCAAGGCUUUCAACGAGGCUUUCGAUGAAAGGUACGCGAAACACUCGAACUGGGUAAUCUCGGACGAAAGCUUGAGGCAAAAUGUCUGCCAGCUCUUGGUGCAGGCAGUUGUUCCGGUUUACAGGAGCUACGUACAAAGUUACAGGGAUUCGGUUGAACAAGAUGCUAGCGCUGGUAAGUAUGUCAAACACUCUCCAAAGAGUUUGGAGAGUAAGCUGAGUUGUCUGUUUCAGCCAAAGCUAAGCAAGUAUUGGGGCAACAAAAAUGCGCGGUUAAUCGGUAAAAUUAAGAAUGUUUUUAUCAAUCAGUUCCGAUUAACUCUAACUGCUAUGUGA
Molecule: messenger RNA, 2031 nt
Organism: Morus notabilis
Lineage: Eukaryota; Viridiplantae; Streptophyta; Magnoliopsida; Rosales; Moraceae
Product: exocyst complex component EXO70A1
Exons: 1
Coding region: 1-2031 (676 amino acids)
Biological process (GO): exocytosis
Cellular component (GO): exocyst
Molecular function (GO): phosphatidylinositol-4,5-bisphosphate binding
Source: RefSeq, a predicted model, not a curated record